Messenger RNA from Chelonoidis abingdonii (Abingdon island giant tortoise), 2233 nucleotides. RefSeq names its product immunoglobulin superfamily DCC subclass member 3 (gene IGDCC3). Gene Ontology annotation, molecular function: protein binding. Lineage: Eukaryota; Metazoa; Chordata; Testudines; Testudinidae. Gene Ontology annotation, biological process: cell-cell adhesion. The record is from RefSeq and is a predicted model, not a curated record.
GCAGGAGCGGCCGCUGGUGCUGGACUGCCAGGUGGAGGGAAUCCCGCCCAUCACCAUUACAUGGCGGAAGAAUGGAGCGAUGAUCAUGGAGAAUGAAAACAUCUUUGUGCUGGCCAAUGGAUCGCUGUAUGUCUCCCACUUCCAGAAAGUCAGGGGGAAUGGGUCAUCCGAUGAAGGCGAAUAUGACUGCAUGGCUCAAAACCGCUUUGGGCUGGUGGUCAGCCGCAAGGUGAAGAUUCAAGCAGCUACUAUGUCAGACUUCCAUAUUCACCCUCAGAAUGCAGUCGUGGAAGAAGGCGGUGUCGCAAGGUUCCAGUGCCAGAUCCAUGGUUUACCAGAGCCUGUAAUCUUGUGGCAAAAGAAUCGAGUUCCCAUCAACACAGACAAUGAUAGGUACACGCUGCUUCCCAAAGGAGUCUUGCAGAUUACCGGACUCAGAGCAGAAGACAGUGGGAUUUUUCACUGUGUGGCUACCAACAUUGCUAAUGUGAAGUUCAGUCGGGAGGCCAGACUCUCUGUGUCAGGCUCCCAUUCUACGGUUUACAAGGAUCCCAUGAUUCUUGUUGGCCCAGAGAACCUCACCCUGACUGUGCACCAGACAGCUAUCCUGGAAUGCAUUGCAACUGGAAAUCCCAGGCCCAUUGUGUCCUGGAGUCGACUAGAUGGCCGUCCCAUUGGCGUAGAAGGAAUUCAGGUGCUGGGGACAGGAAACCUAAUGAUUUCUGACCUCACUGUGCAGCAUUCUGGGAUAUACGUGUGUGCUGCUAACAAACCCGGCACCAGGGUGCGGAGAACUGCCCAGGGAAGGCUAGUCGUACAAGCCCCUGCGGAGUUUGUGCAACACCCUCAGUCAAUUUCCAGACCUGUAGGGACAACUGCAAUCUUCACCUGCCUGGCCCAGGGAGAGCCUCCCCCUCAGAUCACCUGGCUGAAGAACGGGCAGAUCCUAGAACCGACUGAUCACAUCAAACUGAAGAAUAACAACAGCACGCUCACAAUCUACGGGAUCAGUCAGGAGGAUGAAGCCAUCUACCAGUGCAUCGCUGAGAACAGCGCUGGCUCCACCCAAGCCAGCGCACGCCUGACGGUGCUGUGGGCAGAUGGGUUGCCUGGACCUCCGCAGAAUGUGAAAGCUGAGACGGUCUCCGCAACCACUGUCCAGGUAUCCUGGAGUGAACCUCUGCAGAACACCAAGGAGAUCAUCGGUUAUGUGCUGCACAUAAGGAAAGCUGCAGACCCCGUGGAGAUGGAAUACCAGGAGGCUGUUAGCAAAAGCACCUUCCAGCAGCUAGUGGCGGAUUUAGAGCCCUCGACCAGUUAUAGCUUCUAUAUAAAGGCUUAUACCUCCCGGGGUGCCAGCAAAGCCUCUGAAGUCAUGCUGGUGAGCACGCUGGGGGAAGUCCCAGCAAUGCCAUCCCUCUUUAUUAAAGUUCUUAACAGCACCACCAUCCAAGCGGUGUGGGAGCCCUCCGUCAAACUGGGCCAGCAUGAAGGAUUCAAACUCUACUACCGUAAAGUUCACCUAUCCCACUUUACUGGCCCUAUGCUUCUGCCCGGCAACAUUACAUCUUAUAACAUUACUCACUUGGACCCGUCAGUGGUAUAUGAAGUAAAACUCCUGGCAUAUAACCAGCAUGGGGAUGGAAAUUCUACUGUCCGCUUUGUAUCCCUUCGAGAAACUGUUGAAAGAACAGUGUUGAAUCCCCCGUGUGACUGCAUGAAAGAUGAGCAAAAUAAUAAGACCUCUACCACGGGGAUCAUCAUUGGGAUCCACAUUGGAGUCACGUGCAUUAUAUUCUGUGUCCUGUUCCUCAUGUUUGGGUACAGAGGAAGACUGCUGAUGUGUAAAAAUGUCCAGGAACAGUUGUCAACCCCGCAGAUCCCGAGGAGUCAGAGGAACACCACAGGCCUGGUUCUGAAUGGAGCCGCUCGGAGGGACAGGGAUGACCUGGACGUGAAUGGGAAGCAACUGGAGAUGAACGAGCUGGAAAGGUUGUUUCUAGCAUUGCCUUCCCAGGAUCAACAGGAUAAGGGAAUAAUGCCAGAUCACGUCCCACCUGACUCGCAUGAUGAGACUCAGAUAUCUACACUUCCACUGGAUGAAUUCAGCAUUAUAGAAGAACAGCUCAAUCCCCCAGCCAGCAGUCUGGCUCCUGAUGAUCAAGGUGGACCACUACACAACUUUAGCCAGGAAGUCCCAGCCUUGAAACAUAGUCUCACCAGUGAAGGAUAA